AUAAUCGAUGGCGCUAACUACGUAUUUAUGUUUUAACCACACGAAAUUUCUUCUUGUAUCAUGCAAUUUUAUUUUAACUAUGUUGUUCUACCUAGCUUGACAAUUAUAUUUAGCUGUUCUUACUAACAGCCAUCUUUGAAAAUCAUGAAAUGAACGCUAGCUCGAAGCUAGCCGCAAAAGAUGUAGCUUCUGGUGCUGUUUCCAUAGUGAUGAGCCUCUUUUUUUUAAACUUAUUAGCUUUUCUCGAUUCAUUUUUCGUCUUUUGGGGUUUGAUUGUGUGGUGAUGUCAUCGAAAUUCCAUCUUUCUGCGCCUCCGCGUUCUGGAUUUGCUACUGAUGAAGAUGUUUCAAGUUAUAAAGCUGCAGCAAGAGAUCAACAAGCAGAAGCUAGAACUCGCAACACCUCCCUGAGACUGAGCAGUCUGACGCUGGAUGAGCUGCGUGAGGAACUUGAAAGACGAACAGAAGAAACCCAAAAACUGCAAGAGGAGGUUGAAGAUGCAACCAGAGAGACUCUGAAGACACUUGGCUGCACUUACAGUUUUCCUGGACAAUGCUGUCUCAGUCAUGACUCAUCUGAAGAUCCCCCCACUGUUUCAGCCCACCAACCGAGGAUGACUCAGCCUCUGGUCUGCAGCCUGGAUACUUUAAAACAGAAGGUGGUCGAGAAAGACAGAAGCUCCUAUGAAAAAGAAGAACUAGGAAAUGCAAUAAAUAAUCAUCUUCAACAGCUGUCUGAUUUACAGCUCAACAAGAUAAGUGAUCAACCUGGGAAAGACACGUUUAGCCCCCAAAGAGCCAUCAUGAACCUCCAGGCUGAGCUGCAUGAUCUCCAGUUGGAGAAAGAUGUCGUGUCUGACCUGAGGACGGAGGACCUGAUUACAAUUCUUGACCAGGAGGUGGCGAUGUUGACCAACAAACUGAGUUCAUCUAAAGACAGCGGAGUCAGCUUGUGUGCAAAGUUAGAUCUGCUGAAAAAAGUGACAGAAAGGCAGACAUCACUGCACCAGUGUCAGAUCAGUGAACUCCAGUCAACCCUGUCCAGCUACAAAGAUAAGGUUUGUUAUCUGGAAAAGAAGAUCCUUGAAACUGAGACUCACCUCUUUAGCUCUUGGAGGGAAAGAGAACGAUCUCUUCAGCAGGCAAAAGACCUUCAGUCCCAACUCGGUCAACAUAAGGCCUGCUGUGAGCGGCAGCAACUUGAUCUCCGUGAGGAUGCCGAGAUCCUGAGAGGACAGCUGGAGGUGGCCAGGGAGCAGCUAUUCAAAGCUGGGGAGGAGAAAACCUGCCCACAAUUCCUGCUGGAGCAGAAAGCCCAGGAGGUGAAGAAAUUCCAGAAACUCCUGCAGGAAAAAGAGGAGGAACUUUGCUUCAGGCAGCAUCAAACCCAGCAGCAUCUUGUGAGUUUGGAAGAUGCUCAGACUCGGUGUCGGACUUUGCAGACUGAGCAAGUAAACCUGCAGCUGAAGCUGAACGACAGAGAGCGGAUGGGAAGCAGCACCCAGAUGACACAACAACACAGACACACGAUUGACAGCCUUCAGCAGGAGAACAGCCUCCUCAUCAGCCAGCUCAACCAACACAAGCUGGAGAUUCAGCAGCUCCGAGCGGAGUUGGUCCAGCAGAAGUCCAACCUGGCUUCUGUGGAGCGUCACAGGGGACAGCUGCAGGCCUCUGUUACUGAGCUGAGUCAGUGUGUCGGAGAGGAGACUCUGAAGAAGGAGCAAGUCACCACGCAACUGGAGCUGCAGCGUGUGCAGUUAACCAGUUUAACCAAGGAGCACGAAGAGCUGCAGCGGCUCCACAGCUGUAAAGAUGAUGAACAUCAGGGUGUGGUGCUGAAGCUCCAGAGUCAGCUGAGCGGCGCCCAUGAUGAGCUCGAUAAGAUCAGACGCACCCUGAGGACCCUCCAAGGCGUGGAGAGAAACGGUCUUCAGGUUGCUUUGGACAUGCAGAAGGAGAUCACUGCCAGAAGAGAGCAGGUCGACUCUCUGCAGGGCAAAAUCCAGCAUCUGGAGGGGGAGGUGGAGAAACUGCAGCAGGAAAAACGCCAUCAAAAACUGGAGAGCCACCGUCAUCUCCAGGAAGUCACAUUCAUCAGAGAGGAGAAGAGGCAACUCGCUGGUGAACUGAAGGCUCUUCGCUCCAAAGAUCAACAGUUAAAGGAGAGGAUCGAUGAGCUGGAAGCAAUCCUUCACAAGAUGUCAGAAAGCUUUACAAACUGUCAGGAUUUCCUCCAAGUGAGCGAGCAGGAAUAUUUCCGUUUGAAACUCCAACACGCUCUGGACUUGAAGGAGAUCCAAGGUCAGAAUUUCUCCGCUCCAGCUGAUCUGGACUCCCACAUUCCAUCUUCACAGACGGCUCCACCCUCCUCCCAGAUUAAGAAGCAGCAGGAGCAUUCCACCUGCGAGCUCAGAUCUAUCGUCAGGCAGCUGCGAGGAGCGAUUUCAGAGAGCCACAGCCCACACACCGAUGAGAACGCGUCUGACUGCGGCUUCCACAGGAGGAGGUCCGCUCCAGAGAAAGAGCACAGAACCACAUCCAGCACUGAACAAGUUCAGUUUUGCUCCCGAUUGAGGAGAGAGACCUGCGGCAGUGAGCCACUUUUCCCGACAGCAGAGCCAAAUGAGCGGUUAAUCAGCAAAAGAGAGGGUGAGAAUCAAAAUUUAUUUAUAUGUAACAAUGUUCUUGUGUCUGUCUCCCAUUUUUCUCUGAAAAUGCACCAUUCACCUUGUUCCAGUUAUCUAAAUCUAUUUAAAAUGUUAUUUUAAAAUAAGUUAUAAAGGAAUCAGACAAAGAAGGGAAGCUAAAUUCUUACCAAAAUAAUAAGGACUCAGAAUACAAUAAUGCUAAUAAACCAAUAUUAUUUAUAAUCAUAAAUUAUGCAUGCUUUGACUCUUCCAGGCCGUUGUAGAUCAACCCCGGUAACUCCAGUGAAGUACACCAGCUUUCCUCAGAUUCUCUCGCUGGGUCGUAAGUCACCAGUCCACACCCUCCUGACAUCUGACCCAAUCAGCUGACACAAAGUUUGACUGGUUUAUUACCAACCUAACGCUAAGUUAACUGAUCUUUAUCAAUUAUGUUUGUUUAAGUUCCACAGAUGAAGUGCGUUGUCAGAAGACGUUAAUGUAUUAAAAUAUUUGAUCAUGUAUAUUUUUUACCUUUUUAAAUUAAAUUACUGAAAAUA
This is a messenger RNA of Nothobranchius furzeri (turquoise killifish), 3186 nucleotides long. RefSeq names its product coiled-coil domain-containing protein 158. Lineage: Eukaryota; Metazoa; Chordata; Actinopteri; Cyprinodontiformes; Nothobranchiidae. The record is from RefSeq and is a predicted model, not a curated record.